Messenger RNA from Vidua chalybeata, 513 nucleotides. RefSeq names its product avidin-like. The transcript is spliced from 4 exons. Lineage: Eukaryota; Metazoa; Chordata; Aves; Passeriformes; Viduidae. Bases 1 to 513 code for a protein of 170 amino acids. The record is from RefSeq and is a predicted model, not a curated record. Gene Ontology annotation, molecular function: biotin binding.
AUGAGGGGCGGUGUUUUCAUCCUGGUCCUUGCCCUCGCCGUGGCCCUGGCAGAGUGUGUUGCUCCUGCAGAGAGGAAGUGCCAGCUCAGCGGACUGUGGAGGAAUGACCAGGACUCACUGAUGGAGAUUUCGGUGUUGAGGGACAAUGGGGACUUCCAGGGACAAUACCUCACACAAGUCACCCUCUCUGGGGGCUGUGCCCAAAUCUCCCCACUGAGGGGUGCCCAGCAGCAGCUUGGAGAGGAGGGCUGGCCCACCUUUGUCUUCACUGUGCACUGGGACAAGUUCUCGAAUGCCAGCACCGCCUUCGUGGGUCAAUGCUUUGUGGACGCAGGUGGAAAGGAGACGCUGAGCACCAUGUGGCUGCUGCGUGAAGCUGUCGGGUCCCUUGAGGAGGACUGGAAAGCCACGAGGGUGGGCAGAAAUGUCUUCACACGCAAACACACCACAAAAGGAAAGAUCCUGCCAAACUUGUCUCGUCCUUGUGAGGCUGUGUCUUCACCAGCCCCAUGA